GAGUGGCAAGAUACCAGGGAGAGGUUCGGGCACCGGCUGGAGAUGGCGGAUGGGACCACACUAAGGAUCAGGGCCCUGGAGAAGGAGGACAGCUGUACAUUGAGGGUUCGAGUUGUGUUUGCCUCUGGAGAGGUUCACAGGCAGACCUUCCGCCUCUCUGUCUUUGAGCCUGUCCCAGAUCCAGAGAUACGCCCCCACCUGGUCUCCAGGACAGCGGAGGUGUGCAACGUGACCCUGCAUUGCCUGGGGUCUGAAAAGGGGGGAAUUGAGGUCUCCUGGGAAAGGGGGAACUCUUCUGACCAGCCGGGUGUCCCGGAAGAAGGUUCGGACGCGGAUCUCCACGUCUCCUGGCGGCCCGACUCCCUGGACUCCACUUUCACCUGCCUGCUCAGCAACCCCGCUGACCAGAAGAGCGCCUCGUUGGACUUGGCCAACAUCUGCCGGAGUGAAGAUGGCUGUCAACCCCUGUACGUGUGGAUCCUUGGUCUUGUGGCGUUUCUUAUCCUGGUUGCAGGUGUGGGGGUUUGGCUGUGGAAGAAAAGGUCACACCCAAAAGCUUCUCCCCUGACGAAGCCUGAGAAGAGAGCCCCUCCCGAGUAUGCGGAGGUGCAGAAGAGGAGGAGCCCCCCAGAAGGUGAUGAUGAACAGGAUCCUGACCGUUUCUCUCCAUGCCUGCCAGAGAUUCCCCCGGUGACGCCUACUGUAAAAUCUCUGGUACGCUACUAUGAUACACUGCAAGACCCCUGCUAAGAAAGAUGAUGCCUUUGCCAGAACUUGACUUCCCUAACAUUGACAUGCCCCACCUCAGCCCAGUCCUGGAGGGAAGAGCCCGUGAGAUGUACAGGAUAUUGUUGACCAAAUCCCUGCUCAACUAGAAGACUUAUUGUGAGCCUCGCAAAUCACUGUUCCUCAGCCCAACCUACCUUAGAGAAGAAGUGUGUUAAAUUCGUUCCUUGGUGGAAGGCGGGGCAUGCUGCCCUUUUAAUAGGAUUUUAAUCUAUUCUUUAUUGUACUGUUGGAUUUGUUGUAUAUUACUCUGUUGCUAUUGUUUUAUUGUUCACCGCCCAGAGCCCUUUGGGGAUUGGGCAGUGUAACGAACUUGCCCCACCCUGAAGGGCUGGCGUACAGCAGGCCCAAUGGAGAAGGCCUUAGCAACAGCCAGAGUAAAGAAAGAGGCUCCACAAGCAAAGAACCCACCUGAUUGGUUGGAAAAGGUCCAAUAAUGUUUGGCCAAAGCUAGGGGGAGCUAGUGUGUGCUUGCAGCACUUAGAGUGAGAACAGUUCUAAUCAGAGUCUGUCAGAGAGCAGUCGAGACUGAAGAUCAGUCAGAGUUUGGGGUCUGAAACUGACAGUUGAGAGAGAGGAGGAUUCUGACUCAGCUGUGUUAGCUGUCAGGAUCCAGAUAACUCUACGAGCUGAGGAGGCUUGCUAGAGGGUGGAGGCCCUGAGGCUGGCGGAAAGGGACCCGCCAGUCAGAGGCUUG
Messenger RNA from Sphaerodactylus townsendi, 1483 nucleotides. RefSeq names its product T-lymphocyte surface antigen Ly-9-like. The record is from RefSeq and is a predicted model, not a curated record. The transcript is spliced from 5 exons. Lineage: Eukaryota; Metazoa; Chordata; Lepidosauria; Squamata; Sphaerodactylidae. Bases 43 to 750 code for a protein of 235 amino acids.